Messenger RNA from Puccinia triticina, 258 nucleotides. RefSeq lists its product as uncharacterized. Bases 1 to 258 code for a protein of 85 amino acids. The transcript is spliced from 2 exons. NCBI's taxonomy places the organism in Eukaryota, Fungi, Basidiomycota, Pucciniomycetes, Pucciniales, Pucciniaceae. The record is from RefSeq and is a predicted model, not a curated record.
AUGGCCACCGAUCUUUCAAACUCCGUGGGCGCGUUGAGCGAUGACACUUCGACCACCUCAUCUAGUGUUUCAACUCGGACGACCUCGCUGGCAUUAUCCUUGCCGCAUUGUUGGGCUUUACACACCGGGACAAGUCAGGCGCCCCCCAUACGACCAUUGGACGACACCUAUGACUUGCGACGCAGAGGCGUGUGGCAAAAUCACAACGGGCGCACGCCCGCUGAGGUCGUUCGCAUGAUGUCGGCCCUGUCCGCCUGA